AGUCGAAGAUAAGCAAAUCUAAACAUGCGGGCGAUAUUGCUAUUCGUUAUCGUAACUUGUGUUAUGUUCGAAGUGGCUAAUGCUACACCAGGAUUUCUCGAGGCUAUGGUGGAACAUUGUCCAUUAUUAAGCUGGCUUUUCCCAAAAGAUUGUUGCUGUGAUCAUGACAAAAGUUGUUGUCCAACCACGACUACCACCACCACCACCACCACCACCACCACCGCUGCCACCACAACCGCCGCCGCCGCCGCCAGCACAUAAAAUGCGAGCAUAAAACACGGCAGCUGGCAACGAGGCGCAAACAUAACUCUAUUAUUUACACCGUAGAAAUAAAAAAAAUGGAAGAAGUGGGGGUAACUUGUUAAAAUGCAAACU
This is a messenger RNA of Mycetomoellerius zeteki, 375 nucleotides long. Its product is annotated as C-type lectin domain-containing protein 141. The transcript has 2 exons. Lineage: Eukaryota; Metazoa; Arthropoda; Insecta; Hymenoptera; Formicidae. Bases 25 to 261 code for a protein of 78 amino acids. The record is from RefSeq and is a predicted model, not a curated record.